Messenger RNA from Lindgomyces ingoldianus, 988 nucleotides. RefSeq lists its product as uncharacterized. The record is from RefSeq and is a predicted model, not a curated record. Bases 179 to 988 code for a protein of 269 amino acids. Lineage: Eukaryota; Fungi; Ascomycota; Dothideomycetes; Pleosporales; Lindgomycetaceae. The transcript is spliced from 3 exons.
UUUUUGUUUAAGGCCCAGUUCGAAGUUCUCAGCUUCAGCUCUGAACACUUUUAUUUUCUUUUAUUUUCUUUUAAUCUUUAUUAAUACUCGAGAAGCUCUUUAACUCACCUUCCCUCCAAACUUUCAUCCUAUCCGUCCCGUCCCAUCUUCUCAUCCAUCCACAUCCACAUCCACCAGAAUGGGCAACACCACCUCUAAAUCCGCAAUCCAAAUCCUUGCACCCCUCUCCUUCCUCUACGACUUCUCAGCGCAACAAUACGGGAUAUUCUCCAAACCCAACAUGCUUGACGUGCACAAGAAAAAUCUAGCUGCAUUCUCUCCGCAGCCUUUUUUUAUUGCCGGGUUCUUCUUUCCUCAGCAAGUGUUUCAGUUGGUGUGGCUGUGGAAGUUGUGGAAGCGGAAAGGUGAGGGGGAGAGGAGGGGGAUAAUAGAGAGGGGCGAGGGAGACGUUAUGGAGACGUUUGGAUGGUUUUAUGUGUUGGGGAACGUUUGCAUUGGGACAUGGAUGUUCUUCUGGAACGCCUCCGACCUAAAAACCUCCAACAUCUUCGUCAUCAUAAACACCUUCUCGCAACUCUUAUACAUCACCACACUCCUUCCCCCCCUCGAUACCUGUUCCACACCCAACUUCCUCACUCACAUGGUCGCAAAAACCUUCGCAGGCAUCGGCGUCCUGGACCUCCUACACAACACCUCCGCUGCCUACUACCGCAACGUCCCGCCCAGCACCGUUGUGCAAGUCACGACGGGUGUAGGCUUCGCCGCAGCCGCCAGUGUUAGUGACUGGAUCUUCGGAGGGUGUUUGGUGUAUGAUCUUGUGGCGCUGAGUAUGGGACAGCAGGGUGGGUGGAGUCAGUUGUUGGGUGGGUAUGUGGUGAUAACGGCGGGAAUUGUGGGGUUGAGGAAUUGGUUUUAUCCGAUGGGGAGCAAGAAGGUAGAGGACGGGUAUUCGAGGGUUAAUGGGGAGGAGGGCGAGGGGGGGGGUUGA